This is a messenger RNA of Carassius gibelio (silver crucian carp), 3861 nucleotides long. RefSeq names its product SMAD family member 4a (gene smad4a). Gene Ontology annotation, biological process: SMAD protein signal transduction; regulation of transcription by RNA polymerase II; BMP signaling pathway. The record is from RefSeq and is a predicted model, not a curated record. NCBI's taxonomy places the organism in Eukaryota, Metazoa, Chordata, Actinopteri, Cypriniformes, Cyprinidae. Gene Ontology annotation, cellular component: heteromeric SMAD protein complex. The transcript is spliced from 12 exons. Gene Ontology annotation, molecular function: DNA-binding transcription factor activity, RNA polymerase II-specific; RNA polymerase II cis-regulatory region sequence-specific DNA binding; I-SMAD binding. The coding region runs from base 401 to 2044 and encodes 547 amino acids.
AUGCGCAGCUCGCCAUAUUGCGCAGCAGGGCGUGAUGUGCGUCGAGACUCUCGCGGUUAACAUUGUUUAUUUUUGUUGAGCCCAGUGACCGCUUCUGUCAUUCUUUUAACAUAUAUAUUGCGCUUAACAACGUCUAACAGAGUUCUGGCUCAAAUGAAGUGCUCUUGACGUCUGUCGUCGCUUUAAAUAGUUGUAGAGUCCGGCUCAAGUGUGUUACGCGCGGUUAGCCGCUAACAAGAUUCACUUCAGAACCACCGAAACUGGACGGAUAAACACAGACUCGUUUACAGGACACAGAACAGGUACAGUUUGGAUGGACUCUUCACUGGCCGCAGUGCAUUGCUGAAACGAGUCUGAAGCAGCACACAGGAGUCUCUCUGAAGCCUAUAACCAGCGCAGGAUGUCCAUCACAAACCCCCCCACCAGUAACGACGCCUGUCUGAGCAUCGUGCACAGUCUGAUGUGUCACAGACAGGGCGGCGAGAGCGAGACCUUCGCCAAACGGGCCAUUGAGAGUCUGGUGAAGAAACUGAAGGAGAAGAAAGACGAGCUGGAUUCGCUCAUCACCGCCAUCACCACCAACGGUGCUCAUCCCAGCAAAUGUGUGACCAUACAGAGAACACUAGACGGCCGUCUGCAGGUGGCCGGUCGUAAAGGAUUCCCACAUGUCAUCUAUGCACGGUUGUGGCGAUGGCCGGACCUUCAUAAGAACGAGUUGAAACACGUCAAGUACUGCCAGUUUGCCUUUGACCUGAAGUGUGACAGCGUGUGUGUGAACCCUUACCAUUACGAGAGAGUCGUGUCUCCAGGAAUAGAUUUAUCUGGACUUACACUUUCAGGCUCUGGUCCGUCGGGUCUGAUGGUGAAGGACGAGUAUGAUUAUGAAGGCCAGCAGUCUCUGCCCAGCACUGAGGGACACAUGCAGACGAUUCAACACCCUCCCUCUCGCCCGGUGGCCCAGGAGCCAUUCAACACGCCCUCCAUGCUCCCGCCAGCAGAGGGCAGCAGCUCGGCCUCCACCUCCGCCUUCUCCAGCAUCGCAGUGGGAUCCACAACUCAGCCCAAUAGUGUUCUCUCAGGAAGCCACAGCAGCGAUGGUCUGCUGCAGAUUGCCUCUGGGACGGGGCAGGGCUCACAGCAGAAUGGUUUCCCCCCCGGCCAGCCCUCCACGUACCACCACAACGCCAGCUCCAGCUGGACGAGGAACAGUAAUUUCCCCCCCACCGUGCCUCACCAUCAGAACGGUCAUCUCCAGCAUCAUCCGCCCAUGGCCCAUCCAGCACACUUCUGGCCCGUUCACAACGAAAUCGCGUUCCAGCCACCGAUAUCCAACCACCCUGCUCCAGAGUACUGGUGCUCCAUCGCUUACUUCGAGAUGGACGUUCAGGUGGGCGAGACCUUUAAAGUUCCCUCGUCCUGUCCCAUCGUGACCGUGGACGGGUACGUGGACCCCUCCGGAGGAGACCGCUUCUGUCUCGGUCAGCUCAGCAACGUCCACCGAACGGAGGCGAUCGAGAGAGCGAGACUGCACAUCGGGAAGGGCGUCCAGCUGGAGUGUAAAGGGGAAGGGGACGUCUGGGUUCGCUGUCUGAGCGAUCACGCCGUCUUCGUCCAGAGCUACUACUUGGAUCGUGAAGCCGGUCGAGCUCCAGGAGACGCUGUGCACAAGAUCUACCCCAGCGCUUACAUCAAGGUGUUUGAUCUGCGUCAGUGUCACAGACAGAUGCAGCAGCAGGCAGCGACCGCACAAGCAGCAGCAGCCGCUCAAGCAGCAGCGGUGGCCGGAAACAUCCCCGGCCCUGGAUCUGUGGGAGGAAUCGCUCCUGCUAUCAGUUUGUCUGCGGCCGCUGGAAUCGGUGUGGAUGACCUCCGCCGGCUCUGCAUCCUGCGCAUGAGCUUCGUGAAGGGCUGGGGUCCGGAUUACCCCCGACAGAGCAUCAAAGAGACGCCCUGCUGGAUCGAGAUCCACCUGCACCGCGCGCUGCAGCUGCUGGACGAGGUCCUGCACACCAUGCCCAUCGCUGACCCCACGCCGCUGGACUGAGACUGAGAGUCAACACCAAUCAGAUCCACAGCUGCAUUUACUCAAUUUGAUCGUCUUGUUUUUACCUGUGUUGCUUUUGUUCUUGAAACAUUCAGACCUUGAAGUGCACAGGAUUUAUUGAUCUAUAUCUAUAUGCAAAAGUGUUUUUCAUGAUGAUGAUGAUGAUGCACAGCGGAGGUGCAUGCUGGGAUUCGGUUGAGUCUGUUUAAAUGAAUUUGUUCCCAGACAUUUUCUUUGUGCGGUUGCUUCACUAGCCAGUAGAGUCUCCCAUUAUGAUGCCAUUUUCAGGUCAUCAUUUUCAUUUCUUUUUCUACUUUGUUUGAUCAUCAUCAUCAUCAUCUCUGUAAUGCAGUCCAGAGUCUCUCAGGCCAGACGUCUGUGGUCUGGAAGUGCGAUGGGAAUCAUGUAGCAGAAGAGGUUUGGACUCGCAGUCGUAUAAACAAGUGCUGCAUGAACCGAAGACAUGCGGUUUCUUUCAUGCUUCUUGCAGCUAAUUGGUGCUUUUUUUUUCUUUUUUUUGCAAGUUUCUCACUGCAUGCUUCUGAUAUAAUCAUAGCUAGACGUAUUAGUCUAGACUCAUACAUGCACACGCAGUAUCAACCGGCUUUUUCUUUUCUUUUAGACAUGUACUACUUCUAGCACUUUAUGCAUGUGUUUUUCUUUCCAUUUUUCAGUUUCUCUUCUCUGCAGCCUGUGAAUAAAAAUGUUCUGCAGCUCUUUUACAGAAAACAAAUUGUUUGUGUCUUCAUCAGGUUUGUAGAAAUGCGGCAAUGCAUCAGUGUCUCAUCAAUGGAUGCUCUGCAGUGAAUGGGUGCCGUCAGAAUGAGAGUCUGAUAAAAACAUCACAAUAAUCCACAGCACUCCAGUCCAUCAGUGAACAUCUGGAGAAGACAGAACAUAACAGAUAGUACACUAGCAUAAUAACACUUCCUCCAGUGAAGAAGUGCAUCUGCUGUUGUCUCUCACAGAUUAGUUUAGAUCUGUUUAAACGCUGCUUGAUCUGUGCAGAUUUCUCUCCUGAUUCAGACCAGAACACUUUUUCACUGGAGGAAGUGUUAUUCUGGAUUAUAGACUCUAUGUGUUUGAGUUAAAAUCAUCUUAAUGCUGGAUGUGUUUCAGGUUUUGUCUUCUCCAGAUGUUCACUGAUGGACUGGAGUGCUGUGGAUUAUUGGGAUGUUUUUAUCAGACUCUCGUUCUGACGGCACCCAUUCACUGCAGAGCAUCCAUUGAUGAGACACUGAUGCAGUGCUACAUUUCUACAAACCUGAUGAAGACACAAACUCAUCCUGAUCUUGAGUAAACUGAGGAAAUGUUUAUUUUCAGGUGAACUGAUCCUUUAAUGCAUUACUGGUUUCACUGGUGAAAGGUCACAAGGGCUCCAUUUGAUCUGUGUCUAAAGGAAACUAAUGACUUAAUACUUUUAUACCACUAAUCUCUCUGUUUUUAAGCGCACACACCAUGUUCUCCUCUGAUGCCGGAGAAUAUCAGUUAUAAAUGAUGCUCAUGUGUGGAUUUGAGAUGAACUGGAACGGUGUGUGUGUUGAUGUGAACAUUGAAAGCCAUACGACAUGAACAUGAUGGAAAAUAAGAUGUCAGUAUUAUUCAGAGCUUGUGUUUUCUCUGUGAAAUGACAGACUCACUCUUUUAGUAAGUCUUGCAUGUCUGGGAGUGAGUUUAGAUGACAGAUCAAUACUUCUGUUAACCCUGAUUUCAUAUUCUGUUCAAAAAGAUUUAGGAAAGUUCUGAAUGAGGAGAGUGUUUCCUCAUAUAGCGCAUACUUUUAGCAGUUUAUUAAAUACAGUAUAAUAUCACCUAGA